This is a messenger RNA of Thunnus maccoyii (southern bluefin tuna), 12968 nucleotides long. RefSeq names its product microtubule associated serine/threonine kinase 2 (gene mast2). Gene Ontology annotation, molecular function: ATP binding; magnesium ion binding; protein serine/threonine kinase activity. Gene Ontology annotation, cellular component: microtubule cytoskeleton. The coding region runs from base 826 to 6918 and encodes 2030 amino acids. The record is from RefSeq and is a predicted model, not a curated record. Lineage: Eukaryota; Metazoa; Chordata; Actinopteri; Scombriformes; Scombridae. Gene Ontology annotation, biological process: intracellular signal transduction; peptidyl-serine phosphorylation. The transcript has 33 exons.
ACCGCAGUGCGACCGUGUCAGAGUCAGGAAACAAGCCGAGCGGUACUGUGCCGUGCUGUGCCGCGGCUGCAGUUUCAACACAGACCUGGACCCGGCGUCUGUAGAAGGAGCUCAGCCUUUAUCAGAGGAUGGAAGAACAUCUGAGGAGGACAUUCCGGGCCUGACAAACCAGCGGGGACGGAUAAAACACCCCGAACCGAGGCGGGAACGAGCUCCCGCUGCGGGGUUGUUAACGGUGAUUCUGCGCAGGUGAACGUUAGCAGCUUGGAAGCUAACGUAGGUAGCUAACAGCGAGCGGCCACCGCUGACUUAACUGCCGCAAGUUGGGAUUUGGAUGAACUGUUGACACAAAGCGGCGCCAAGAAAACAACUCAACAUGGAUCAGCGUCACCUCGCAAAUGAUAAACUGUCCUUGUGAGGCAGCACAAACCGCCCUUUUUAUAUUGUCUUCAAGGGGAAAACUGUGGCUGCUGGUGUGGUGCUGCGAGGGGUUUUUGAUUGACAGCUUGUCACAACGGCUUUUCCAGAUGUGGAGUCGGCAUGAAAAGACUAACUAGGGCUCUAAGUUAGCUGGUCACAGCCUGCAGGGACUGACUGCUCACCAGGAAUGGCUGUGUGGGACAAAUUCACUGGACUCUCAACUCUGCAAAACUGCAUCAACAAGCGAUGACUUUGUGUUUGACAGUGAGCUGUCACGCUGAGCUAGCCAGCUAGUUGAAGUUAGGCAGAAGGUAUCAGCCGCAGCUAAAAAAGCUGUGUGUUCAACCCACACACACAUUCACACACACAGAGAGAAAAAGGAGUGUUUUUAGGGUGAAGUGAGAGAUGAAGAGGACAGAGAAUAAAAACAAGAGGAAACUCUGUAACAUGGAGCAGCAGGAGAGCGGGGGAGAGGAGAAAGACGCGAAGGAGUUUGCGGCUCCUCCUCCUCUCCUCUUCAGGAAGUUGAGUAACCCCGACCUGUCGCCCGCCGCCACCGCCGCCACUAAAUCCAAACUGCACCGACAGCUGAGCCAAGAUGAGAGCCGCGCCCGUCGCAGCAGCAUGGCCAUGACCGCAGUAAUUCCAGAAGAGAACAGAAGAUGGUUUAGUAACUGCUGUAAGCAGCUGCUGCCUCUAUCCAGCAGCCUGCACACCGGGGUGAGUCAGCUGGCCUGGCAGGGGCCCUCCGGAGGCUUCGGAGGACUCGGGGCCACUGGAGGAGCGUCUGCAGGAGGAGGAGGAGGAGGAGAAAACAACCUGGUCCGCAUGAGGAGCCAGACGCUGGGACAGUCUGCUCCAUCUCUCACCGGACUGAAGGAGCUGAGCCUUCCAAGAAGAGGCAGUUUCUGUCGGACGAGCAACAGGAAGAGUCUGAUUGUGACGUCCAGCACCUCCCCGACUCUGCCACGACCACACUCCCCUCUGCAUGGACAUACAGGUACCAGCCCUCUGGACAGCCCUCGCAACUUCUCCCCCAACACAGCUGCACACUUCUCCUUCGUUCCUGCUCGCAGUCACGGACACAGGGCUGACAGGACGGAUGGCAGACGCUGGUCUCUGGCCUCGCUGCCUUCCUCUGGCUAUGGCACCAACACUCCCAGCUCCACUGUCUCGUCCUCCUGUUCAUCUCAGGAGAAGCUGCACCAGCUGCCCUUCCAGCCCACUCCGGACGAGCUGCACUUCCUCACCAAACACUUCAGCUCCGAGAGCAUCACGGACGAGGAAGGACGCCGCUCCCCCGCCAUGAGACCGCGCUCCCGCAGCCUCAGUCCCGGCCGCUCGCCGAUCUCCUUCGACCAUGAGAUCGUUAUGAUGAACCAUGUGUACAAGGAGAGGUUCCCCAAGGCAACGGCUCAAAUGGAGGAGCGUCUGGCCGAUCUGCUCUCCUCCUCGGCCCCGGAUAAGGUCUGCCCGCUGGCCGACGGGGUCCUGAGCUUCAUCCACCAUCAGCUGAUAGAGCUGUCCAGAGACUGCCUGGAGAAAAGCAGAGAGGGCCUCAUCACCUCCCGAUACUUCUACGAGCUCCAGGAGAACCUGGAGAAGCUGCUGCAAGAUGCUCACGAGCGGUCAGAGAGCGUGGAGGUCACCUUCGUCAUGCAACUCGUUAAGAAGCUGAUGAUCAUCAUCGCCCGGCCUGCGCGCCUGCUGGAGUGUCUGGAGUUUGAUCCUGAGGAGUUCUACCACUUGUUGGAAGCAGCGGAGGGCCAUGCUAAGGAGGGUCAGGGCAUCAAGUCCGACAUCCCCCGAUACAUCAUCAGCCAGCUGGGCCUCACCAGGGACCCCCUGGAGGAAAUGGCCCAGCUGAGCAGCUAUGACAGCGGGAACCCAGAAACCCCAGAGACUGAUGACUCGGUGGAUAGUCGAGGAACCACAGUCACAGCAGCUCCACCACAGACUAAAACCAAAACACCUCGAGAGGAAGACUUUGAGAACAUCAAGCUCAUCAGUAACGGAGCUUACGGCGCCGUGUUUCUGGUGCGUCACAAAGAGACCCGUCAGCGAUUCGCCAUGAAGAAGAUCAACAAGCAGAACCUGAUCCUGAGGAACCAGAUCCAGCAGGCCUUCGUGGAACGAGACAUCCUGACGUUCGCCGAGAACCCGUUCGUCGUCUCCAUGUUCUGUUCCUUCGAGACCAGGAGACACCUCUGCAUGGUGAUGGAGUACGUGGAGGGUGGAGAUUGCGCCACUCUGCUGAAGAAUAUCGGAGCUCUGCCGGUGGAUAUGGCUCGUAUGUACUUUGCAGAGACCGUCCUCGCGUUGGAGUAUCUUCACAACUACGGCAUCGUACACAGAGACCUGAAACCUGACAAUCUUCUGAUCACAUCUAUGGGACACAUUAAGCUGACGGACUUCGGUCUCUCUAAGAUCGGUUUGAUGAGUCUGACGACAAACUUGUAUGAAGGACACAUCGAGAAAGACACGAGAGAGUUUCUGGAUAAACAGGUGUGUGGGACUCCGGAGUACAUCGCCCCGGAGGUGAUUCUCCGUCAGGGCUACGGCAAGCCGGUGGACUGGUGGGCGAUGGGAGUCAUCCUGUACGAGUUCCUGGUUGGCUGCGCUCCGUUCUUUGGAGACACACCGGAGGAACUGUUCGGUCAGGUGAUCAGUGAUGAGAUCAUCUGGCCGGAGGAGGACGAAGCUCUGCCUCAGGAGGCUCAAGACCUCAUCUGCAAACUGCUGAGACAGAAUCCUCUGGAGAGACUGGGCACAGGAAGUGCCUUUGAGGUGAAGCAGCACUCGUUCUUCACAGAGCUGGACUGGAACAGCCUGCUGAGGCAGAAGGCCGAGUUCAUCCCCCAGCUGGAGUCCGAGGACGACACCAGCUACUUCGACACCCGUUCUGACCGGUACCACCACGUGGACUCGGAGGAGGAGGAAGACACCAACGACGACGAACACGUGGAGAUACGACAGUUCUCCUCCUGCUCGCCUCGUUUCAGCAAGGUGUACAGCAGUAUGGAGCGUCUGUCUCUGCACGAGGAGAAGAGGACUCCUCCUCCGACCAAACGCAGCCUCAGUGAGGAGGGAGGAGAUCGUCUCGACAGCCUGAGCGGCCUCAAGUCCAGAGAUCGCUCCUGGCUGGUCGGAUCCCCUGAGAUCCUGCGGAAGCGUCUGUCAGUUUCGGAGUCGUCCCACACGGAGAGCGACUCCAGUCCACCUCUGACAGUCCGGAGACGCUGCUGUUCAGCCAUCAUCGAGAUGCCGCGCUUCGCUAUCUCCUCCGAAGAGGAAGGAGGUCAAGGUGCAGCCGGCAGCCGUAAGAGUCCCAGCCUGCUCGGUCCGAGCGCAGUGAGGGGCCCGCGGAGCGACGAGCUCCCCCUCGCCAUCCCAGAGCUCCCAGUGGAGAGAGAGCUGAAACUGGACGAGUCUCCCACCACACCCAGUUCCACCUCCAGCCAGCUCAGCAAGGCUACGCUCACACCGGGUAGUUCAGGUGACGUGGGCGAGCGCGGUAACGGUACGACCGGAGGAGCUGCUAAAGGCACAGGAGACAGCGACUCUCCGUCGACGCCGAAGGCCAUCAGCGACCUGGCGGCUCGCAGGGCUCGCCACCGGCUGCUGUCCGGAGACGCGGACAAACACACGACGACCCCGAGCUCCAGACCGCUUAACAAGGUCAUCAAGUCAGCCUCCGCCACGACGCUGUCGCUCAUGAUUCCUGCAGACCACCACGGAGCCUCUCCAUUGGCCAGCCCGAUGUCGCCCCACUCGCUGUCGUCCAACCCGUCGUCGCGGGACUCCUCCCCGAGCCGGGACCUCUCCCCAGCUGUGAGCAGCGUCAAACCCGCCAUCAUCAUCCACAGAGCGGGCAAGAAGUACGGCUUCACCCUGAGAGCCAUCCGGGUGUACAUGGGAGACUCUGACAUCUACACCGUGCAUCACAUGGUCUGGCACGUGGAGGAGGGCGGUCCGGCCCACGAGGCGGGGCUGAGGGAGGGAGACCUGAUCACCCACGUCAACGGAGAACCAGUCCACGGUCUGGUUCACACAGAGGUGGUGGAGCUCAUCCUGAAGAGCGGCGCCAAAGUGUCCAUCUCUGCCACCCCGUUUGAGAACACGUCCAUCAAGGUCGGCCCCGCCAGGAAGACGGGCCACAAGUCCAAGAUGGCGAGACGCAACAAGAAGACCAAGAACAAGGAGGGACAGGACAGUAAGAAGAAGACGUCUCUGUUCAGGAAGAUCACCAAGCAGGCGUCUCUCCUUCACACCAGUCGCAGUCUGUCCUCUCUCAACCGCUCCCUCUCCUCCGGGGAGAGCGGCCCCGGCUCGCCGACGCACAACCUGUCUCCACGGAGCCCGACGCAGGGCUACAGGUCCACACCAGACUCCGCCCACUCAGUUGGUGGAAACUCAUCUCAGAGCAGCUCUCCCAGCUCCAGCGUCCCAAACUCCCCCGCCAGCUCCGGCCACAUCAGGCCCAGCUCCCUGCACGGCCUCGCCCCGAAGCUCCAGCGCCAGUACCGCUCUCCCCGCCGCAAAUCCGCCGGCAACAUCCCCCUCUCCCCUCUGGCCCGCACGCCUUCUCCCACCCCUCAGAGCAGCUCGCCGCAACGCUCUCCUUCCCCACUCCCCAGCCACGCUCUGGGACAGUCCGCGGUGGGUCAGUCGUUCCCGGUGAAGCUCCACUCCUCCCCUCCCCUGGUGAGGCAGAUAUCCAGGCCUAAGAGCGCCGAGCCUCCGCGCUCUCCGCUCCUCAAGAGGGUUCAGUCGGCCGAGAAACUGGCUUCCUCGCUCACCAGCUCCCCUUCGUCACCCUCUGGAGUGGCGGCGGCGGGGGAGAAGAAGCUGGCGGUGGGGGCGGCCGUCGGGAGUCGUAAACACAGUCUGGACAUCUCACACUCAGAGUUUAAGAAGGAGAUUCUGCAGAGAGAGCCGAGCCUCCAGAGCCUUCAGGAGUCAGCCAGCGAGGGUCUGCUGUCCUCAGCAGGACGCGGUGUGGAGAAGGGCAGCCUGCAGAAACACUCCUCUUCAUCCAGGAAGUUAGGACGUCAGGAAGGGGACGGCGCCCUCGGCACGGUGUCCGGCUCGCUGGGCCUGACGCCCGGCAAGAGCAAGCUGAAGGACAAACUGUCGGCCAUCCGGCAGGACAGAGCCGAGCGGAGAGAGUCGCUGCAGAAGCAAGACGCCAUCCACGAGGUCGAUUCAUCCGAGGACGAGACGGACGAGGGCUCGGAGGACAGCCAGGACGGACGCAGGGGGGCGACCUUCACCCCUCCUCCCCUGCUGAGGCCCACCACCGUGAGGACAGGUCCGGGAGGCACGCUGCCGUCCCUCUGCCUCUCCCCCUGCACCCCUCACGCCACAUUCAGCCACACGGGGUCGUCGCAGAUAGGCAGACCCACUCCCUCGCACACACUCCCCUCCGUCGCCGAGACCAAGCCCGGUCAGAGCUCCUCCUCCUCCUCUCAGGGAGUAAAAGACGGGAGCUCGGCCGCAUCCGCAGAAGAGGGUGUGAGACAAGAGAAGAAAGUUCUGGAGCCAUGCGGUACCACUAAACCCUCUCAGGGCCCCCUUCCCUUCUCCACUCCAGGCAGUGCAUUCAUCUCAGUCAGCAAGGACACGUUCCUCAAGCCGACACCUCCGCAGGACUCAAAGAGCGUCAGGGGGAAGAGCGGCCCGUCAGAGUCCAGAGCUGAGGACCGAACCCUGGACAGCCCUAGAACCACCUCUACCACAAGCACUACAACCACCACAGACUCCCAAACCACCGCAACUACACCGGACUGCCGGGAGACGCCCCGCGCCUCCUGCUCCUCUCCAGGCAUCUCCAAGGAGAAGAAGGAGGCUGAUAACCGGAGACUAUGCGCCGCCGCCGCUGCAAGUCUGACUAUGUCGCCUUCUUCCACUUCUGCCUCCAGCUCCAGUUCAAGCUCCCCAGUUCCACCAGCUGAAAGUGGGGUAGACAAAGUGGUUUCCCAGCUCGCAACAGUAGCUAAGAGUGUUCUGGGUCCCGUCAAACUCUGCAGCCCUGCGGACAAGAGCUCAUCCAGAGGAGGCACCCCAGAAGUCCCGUCACCUGACCCCCCUUCAGUCCCCGCCAAGCAGGUCGCAACCCCUCAGUCACCUCAACUUUCAGAGUCCUCAACCAGACAGAAAACUGAGCAAGUCACCCCGCCGCCUGCCCCGCAGAGGCCGGCCAGAUCCUCAACUCUGAAAGACUUCCUAGCUCCGGCGCCGCCGUCCAGCAAGGACGUCCCAGAGAGGCCGGCGUCAGGGCCGGCGGGUCGAGAGAGCUCCGCCGCAGCAUCCGCACAGCGGCUCGUCGCAGCGGCCGCUCAGCCCGCCCCCCUCAGCACGAGCCACAGCUCCUCCGCAGCAUCUGAGCCCCAGCGUAAGAGGUCCGAACCCCAGACGACAACUGCCGCCGCCGCCACCACCGCCGCCGCCGUGUCCGCCUCCUCGCAACAAGAUAAAGCAACCAGCAAGAAGACGUAGCAGCAAAACACAAAGAACCAGAACAAAAAAAAAAAAUGUACAGAUCACACCGUUCAGUGCUGGCUUGAGGUUUUAAAACUCACACAAACUGCAUGUUAGUAAAACUUCGCACUAAUCUGAGUUUGACUGUCGAAGGCGUGAAGAGAGACGGAGAGCUUUCAGAGACAGAUGUGGUCGUAGUCAUAGUUCCAUUCCGGCUGUUCUUUCUGUGCUCUUUUAUGUUCGUGUGAGUUAUUUUGGUGUCCUGACUCUUUGGGUUCUGCUUCAGAUAUAAAAAACGCCAUCGGUAGUCGGCGUUCUUUCUCUUUCUGCAAACACGCACGGGGCUAAAAAUAAAAAUUUUUAAAAAAGCGCCGCGGUCCGUGCAGCUUUACACACGUCUGCUGCUGCUCCUCCUCACAUCCUCCUCGUGUUCCUGCAAUGACUAACAAAAGAUUAUAUCUCAGCAAUAAAGUGCAGCGAAUGUUUAGCAAUCUGUUUAAAUGCAUUAGUGUUUUUUAAUAGGACUAAAAUCUGCAACGCCAACGUACACUCAGCACCAAACUAACGAGGCUAAAUUAAAUUCUCCUCUCGCCGCGGUCCCAGAUGAUCCGACACUGCAGGUCUGUACGGUGGGGGGGGGGGGGGGGGGGGGGCGUGUUAUUCCCUGAGCACAGACUGGCAGGCGUGCUUCAGCUCUUUUUUUGAAGAGAUUCCUUUGGAAUAUCACUGUUGGAUUAGAUUACUGUUUGUGCUGAUUAAUAAAGUCUGCACUAGUCGGCACAAAAUUUAAACCGACGCUGCAGUUUAAAUCCACAAACUCCAAACAACUUCUGUCACUCUGAACCUUCCUGUCAUAAAGGUGACUUUGCUUUAGUUGAUCCAUCACGACGAACAACGUGUUGGUUUUUAUUUUCAGAAGUUGCAGACUUUCCUAAAUUAAUCUGAACUCUUGGUGUUUGCAGCUGCAUCUAAUGAAACUUCAGUAACAAUAAAAGCACAACUGAUGUUCAUGUUGAUGGAUCAAUGAAGUUAAAAUAAAUGAAUUUGUAGUCCAGCUUGUAACCAUCAGCUGGGAUUAGUCUCCAGGAUGUGGUGUCAGUCUAAUAGCUGGAGACAGAUUUACUAAAAUCCGAUGCUAACAAACAGCUUAUUGAAUCUUUUACGUCUCGUAUUUCAUUAGCAAGGAUGCAGCUGAAGGUUAUAUACGCUCUAUCCGAUUACUUUUUAAGAAUGUAGGAAAGGAUUAACCCAACUACACUACAUCUGAUGAGGGAUUUGAGAGGAAACAAAGCCGAUAAAACCCUAACAAACCACUUUCCUACGAUUACACACUGGUCACCUUCUGCUUCUCCAUCAUAAAACCAUUAUCAGCAGAACUGGAUGUUGUUCUAACUCAGAAAUUCAGCUGCACAGAAACAACUUCACUACGCUGACAUACCAGCUGUAGUCAAGGAUUCAAACUGAGCGCGCUCAGUGCGACACUAGUGUCUGUCGGACCGCCGUCUUUUUAUUUCUAGCCCCCGGUCAGCCUCUGAAGGCUGCAGUAGUUUUAUUUUGGUAUCUGGACCAACUUGCUGUGUUUUUUUUUUUGUUUUUUUUGCCUCUAAUGCUGUAAAGUUUUUACACUUUACUUUGUGUGUGUGUGUGUGUGUGUGUGUGUGUGUGUGUGUGUGUGUGUGUGUGUGUGUGUGUGUGUGAGGAAGAGAGAGAGCAUUUGUUGAUUUUGUGCAUGGUUAUCUAUGUAUAUAUAUAAGAAUAUUUAAAAGUCUGUUGUGCAUCUGUUUUAUACCCUGAGAGUGUGUGUGUGUGCGUGUGCGUGUGUGUGCGUGUGUGUGUGUUUUAGGGUUAGGACACCCUGCUACCUGUGUAUUUGGGCCGAGCUCUCUACGUGUCUGUGUCGGACAUCGUCGGGCUUUGCACAAAAGUUUUAUCUCAUUUUGUCUGAUGGGGAAAAAAAAGACAAAAAAAUGACUGGUGUCUGUUCUGAGUCGGAGCUCAGUGGGUAAAAACUAAAAUGCAGUCAGCCUGUUCAUUUCAACUUUUUGUUUUUUGUUUGUUUUUUUCUUGGAUACACCACCUUUAAUUUCUCCUGUGUUGUCCCGAUCACUUCCCUGAUUCCUACUGUACAUUUUAAACCUGUUUUGUUUAGUUUUGUUUUGUUUUGUUUGUCUUGGUUUGACUCACAUUUUGAAGAAAAUCACUUUUUUUUUUUUUUUUUGAAAGAACGCACACCGAGCUCACGUUUGAACGUUUCCUGCUGAGCGUUUCUGAGAAGCCAGACGUUCUUUUCAUGAGUUUAAGAUUUAAGAACUAAAAAAAAAAAACCUCCUUUUAGUGUUUUAUGUGUCUUUACUGAGCUCGUUGGAGAGGAAAACAGAGGUUUUCAGUUUAAUUAAGCGCUUUCUCGCUCAGUUAAAAAGACAAACUGGCAUCGACACGCUGACUGGCAAUCUCUGUAUUAUGUUUACAUGUUGUUUAUGUUUAUUUGUGUGUGUGUGGGGGGGGGGGAAGGGGGGGUUUAUUAUUAAUGGAACAUGUCGCCUGUAGCAAUCAAACCUUGUCUGACAGGCGGGAAUAAUUACCAACACACACGUUUUAGGUGACUCCUGAUCAUAACGUGGUGUGUUGAGGUCACCUGUGGAGGAAGAGUCAGCGCACAUAUGUCAAAAUCAUCUCGUGCACGUCGUCUCGCGGCGGCGCAGAAGUGUGAUAACAGGCGUGUCUGUGAAAUAGAUCAGCGGCGGCUGAGCGGCUCCCGUCGUUCAAGCUGUUGAUUUAUCUGCGGGGUCGUACGCGUCGGCCAAACAGACAGUCAGAAAGUCAGAAAGUGGGUCUCUCUUCGGCGGCGUCAGACUUGAAUGGAAUUGUUUUUUUUUUUGUUGAUAAUCUGACAACACACACACACACCAAACUAAAACCGAACAGGUUAAGAUUUGAGAGUUAGCAGAGGCAGAUUAGCGCGUACAGAAGAUGUUUUGAGAGCACACGAGGACAGAAAUGUGAACGUAUUUGAUGUUUUGAGCCCGAAAAGAUGAGUUGAGUCCUUAGAUGUUGUGCACCAGGGUUGAACUCUGAUAGUUGGUUUAAUUUUAGUUCCAGUUACAGAUUGAAACAAUACCUGGAUUUGCUAAUUAAUCCCUUUUAUCUGCAACACUAGCAACAAUAUUCAAAGCGCUUAAACUCAAAGUGACAGCAGAGUAAACUCCUCCGGGUUCAACCUGGACAUUUACAUUCAUCUAAAAGAGACGUCACAUCAGCUUCAACCAACCUCCUUUAAUCUGACAAAAGAGCUGAAACACUGACGCACACAACACUUUUGUGUUUUAAAAAACUAGAGCUUGAACUAAAUCUAAAUCCUCUAAAUCAUCAGAAUAUGAAGAAAAAACUGCAUGUCGGCCGUUAAGCGACAAGAAAUGUCAGUAUGACAGUAUUUAGAAACAGCGUCUUCAUUUCAUAGUUGUGAUAAGUUUACUUUUCAACUGUAACAUUUCCCGCUCAGCACAUAUCUUGGUCACAGUUCUUUUAAUAACCAAAUAUUAGUGAGUAAUAAAAAAUAUAUCAGCUGGUCGUUGCGUGCUUAAAUCCUGACAAACCGAUGAAAGAUUUAAAUAAAAGAAAGAUCAAAUUAAAUUUGCUGCUCAGUAGUUUUGUCAUUAAAAAUCUUCCGUAUCUCCAUCAUUUCAGACCUCCAGAGUCUCAGUUUGACAUUCUUAUGAAGCGCUUCGCCGUCGCCUUCAGCUCAUGUCGUGUGUUUGUGUGUAAUCAAGCACAAUCCAGCCCAUCUGCUCUCAGCUGGUCAUCCUAUUAGUGCUACAUGGGCAGCUGCCUCACACACACACACACACACACACACACACACACACACACACACACACAUAUACACAGAUCAAUAGUAGUGCCAUCUAAUCUAGCGACACUUCACUGACAGUAUAAACACACACACAUCUUUACACACCUUCUCCCAGGUGUAAAGAUGAUGGUCCAGCCAUCUGCUGGAGAGCGAAGCAAAGUGUCAGUUUCCCAGGUGGAGUCAUUAAUCUCCAGUUUGACCACACACACACACACACACACACACACACGCGUUACCCAGGCUCCCUCAGGCUCCUCCGUCCUGUCCUGGUCCAGGUCAUGUUAGUAGUUUGUUCGACCUCCAGCCUGUGUUUUACCCAUCAUGCAUCUCUGCUGCUCUGCGGAUGAGGCCCACAAACGCUACAGAAGUUCAUCAAACUUGCUGAGAGACGACGAGUCAAACCUGAGCUGUAAUUAAUCUGGAAGUCAGAUUUGAAAGCGUGUUCGUGGGAUUGUUCGCUCUCAGUUUUGACAGUUUGUGUUCCUCGUUAGGACAAAGUAUCAAUAAUCAGUUCUGAUACCAAAGUGACGCUUUAAUUUAAUAAAUGUUCAAAAAAUUCUCCUCAAAGUCAUAUUUUCCCUUCAAUAAAUAUGACAAAGUUCUCAAAUGUGACACAUAUACACACAAACAUCCAUAUAAUAACUAAAAUAUAGUCACUGUCAAAACAUUUUCACAGCUUUUGGAAAUGAAUUCAGGUUUUCUAACUGGAAAAUAGAAACUUAAAGUAAACUUCUUUAGAUUUAACCUGGAAGUGAAACUUUGUCCUGUUUGGCUCCGCCAACUAUUCUUUCUUCUCUAAACUGUGAAGAACAAUAAAAUCCAGACAGAUUCUGUUAAAACCCGUAAACCAGACGUCGUUAGUAAGCGUCUCGAGUGCUUUCAAUCAGCAGAAACAACUUAAGACUAAAAGUGAGAGCAGAUUUAAACUCGAGUGAGUCGAUAAAAUCUUGACAGAAAUCUGACUUUUUGUGCAAAAACUUGUUCUGCGUUAAUGAAUCUGUCUCUGCUGUUUGAUCUGGAAUUGUAGAUUUGUUUCAGUAGUUUUGUCUCUGAUAAACUUCCAUAGAAGCUCUGACAGUAACAGCUGCAUAUUUGAAGCCAAAAACUGUCGAGAGCUUUGAAGAAUUUUGCUGAAAGAGCAGCAGGAAACUUAAUCUGGAACUCGCUUUGUGCAAACAAAUCCGUCCCUUUGUGCUCUUAUUAUUACAUCUCAAUUAUUUCUCUUCUUUAUAUAGUAGUUUUUUUUUUCAUUGAUUAACUUCCUGUUGCUCCCGCUGAAGCCUGUUAGCCGAAACUUACUAGCAAACACCUGCAGAAAAUUUAGAGCAGAUUUCCAAAAUUAUAUUUACUUUGUGUUGAUAAAUCGAUGCGUACUCCUAGAUUUCUAACUUUUUUUUUUGCUCCUGCAGUUUUGUCAUCUUUAGGCUUCCAUAGUUGACCCUAACAAAUGUGCAAAACAAACUGAACGACACAAAAUCCAGAUUUUUACAUCUCACACUCCCUUCUGUUCUUAUUCAAUCUUUAUUUUUAGUAUCUAAAACAUAUUUUGUGCUGAUGAUUCUGUCCCCGUGUGCUCUCGGAUUUCAAAUCCUGACUUUAGAGACUUAUUGAAGUUGUUUUUUUUUUUUUCAGUUUUGUCACUAAUAAGCUUCUGUACACGUCCAGCGAUGAACCACAGUGAGCUGCUCUGUCUGUGAGGCACAUGGACGAAUCAAACAUGUGACUUUUAGGUUUGAUGAGGUACGAGGUGAAGCCUUAUUACCACUAACACACACACACACACACUUACACACACUUACACACACACACACACGUUUCGAACCACCGUUUCAUGACAUUCAGUGAUGUUUCAAUGUGCAGUCCGUUAAGCUUGUAUCCGUGUCCGAGGAGGUUGUUUUUCGCUCAGUCGAGCGGCAAAAAAAAAAAAACGACUUUUAUCGACUUGACUCUUGCAGACGAGGGCAGUAUUUCCAAGCUGUGUGUUUUGUGUGUUUGUCUUUAAAGAGUGAUGAAGAGGAGGAGGAGGAGGAGGAGGAAGGUUCAGCCGUGCACCGUAAAAGCUUGAGAAAGACGUUAAAGAGAGAAAGAGAGAGAGAGAGAGAGAAAAAAAACAUUGCUAGAGUAAAACCAGUGCAAUAUCUUUUCAUUUUUUAUUGUGGUAAAAGCAUGUUGUUGUCAAUCUUACCUUACAACAAUAAUAAAGUUUUUUUUUUAUGUA